Messenger RNA from Linnemannia hyalina, 1998 nucleotides. NCBI's taxonomy places the organism in Eukaryota, Fungi, Mortierellomycota, Mortierellomycetes, Mortierellales, Mortierellaceae. The record is from the annotation of a GenBank genome assembly.
AUGGGCAAACCAAAUCGCCUUCAGACCCUCUACUCCAGAUCGGGGACAGAUGUACCCCUCGGGGAAAAGUCUCCCGCCAUCCACGUCGCCAAUGGCGCCUUCAACCCACAACAGAAACCUGAUAUCAACCAGAACGGAAACCCACCACCAUACCAACGCCAGUUCCCCCGACCUUCGAUCUUUCAAAGAGCACUCCUGAAGGGAAUCCCCCACCGCCCGAGCGACAUCUUCUUCAUCUUCCGAGUCCUCACCGCCGCACUCUGGGCAGUCAUCCGACUCCACUGCUUCGAACUGCCCUACCAUUUCCUGACUCGAUUCAAGAAGUCUUCCAAGCAGUAUCCGGCCGAGUGGACCUGGUGGAGCAGUCUUUUCUUCUCUGUCCUCCGCGCCUGCGGAUCCAAAGUCAGCACCAUGGCUCAGGUCCGGUUUGUCGGGCACUUCAUUGAGCAUAUGAUACAGAUCGAGAACUAUUUUAUCAAGAAUGUCAAGAUCACUCGUGGAGUUCAGUUCAAGGUCAAUCGAGGGAUCCUGUUGAGACCUGAGCGGGCUACACUGGCUGUGGUCCGCGAGGAGCUGAGACGGAAAGGGUUCUCGGACGAUCCGUUGAACCCGAGCGAGGCCUUCUUCAAGUCCCUCCAUCCUGAAGGUGGUCCCAAUGCUCGUGUUGCCAAUAUGCCCGAGGAGGUUGGGUCGAUUAGUGACGAUGGCACCUACACGCUCAAGGGUGAAUGGAUCGAGGCCCUGGACGAUCCCAAGAACCCAGACCUACGACCGCGCAGCAAGACUGUGAUCCUCUACUUCCAUGGUGGAGCCCAUGUAUUCUGCUCGCCCAAGACUCAUACCCAUAUGCUUGCACGACUCUGCAAGGCCGUGGGGCCCGGAACACGUGCCUUCAGUCUGGACUAUCGUCUUGCCCCCGAGAGCCCUUUCCCUGCAGCUAUCCAUGAUGCCUUUGCGGCCUACCUGUACCUGACCGAGCCAGAUCAUGCAGCAUUGACGUUGGAUGAGGAAUCUGCAGUGCACGAGUUGGCUGUCGAUCCUCGCGAUUUGGUUGUUGGUGGCGACUCUGCUGGUGGUAACCUGGCGGCUACGUUUAUGCUGUACAUGGCGCGAUAUGUCCAGCCCUCGACCAAGCCCAAGUUUGUCCUUCCCCACGCCGCAUUGUUGUUGUCUCCAUGGACAGAUCUUUCAUCGUCAGUCCCGGCGGCCAAGAACGUAGACUGGUACAGCUACUUCCCCGGCCCCGUCGGUAUCUCGCCUCUGGACAAGAACGCUUACAACUACGCGGGUUAUUACCUGUGCGGUGAGCCUGACUUAAUGCUGAAUGCUCGCAAUGGUUUCGGGGUCGACCGUCGUUGGGAAUGGUACUCCCACCUUGUUCAACACCCACUCGUCUCUGCAGCCCAUUCUGUCGAGGGUACCAUGGCAGGCCUCACCAAUACUCUUGUCCACACGGCGACGCACGAUCGUCUAGUCGACGAUUCACGACUCUACGCCCACCGUCUGGGUCUCGAGAACCCAGGCCGCCUGACAAGAAUCGAGAUCUACAAGGACAUGGUUCAUGUCCACCAAGUCCUCCCUCUGCUCUUCAAGUCUGCCCAAAUCGCGAUCAACAACUUGGCCCGGUUCAUCGAGCGAUCUCGCUAUAUUCGUGAUGAGCACGAGCGUUCAUCUGGCAAUGGCUCUACGACGCAGUUGAAAUCGUCCUCUCCCGUCACGCCCACACGGACUUUUGCGGCUGUCCUGCGUAAAGUCCCUGUCCGUGAGUCGCCCGCCAACCAGGGAGAAGAAGAGGAAGAGGUAGCCAAGGAUGUGAAGGUGGUGGUUGUCCCUGCAUUUAUGCAACCUACGAUGGUGCGUGGUAAAUCUGCAGGAGAUGGUGUCGAGUGGGUGGUUGUUGAGCAGAACGGUCGUGAGACUGCGGGAGAUGAGGGUACUGCGAUUGACAUUCUGAUCAACGCAUGGCCCUUGAGAACUCAGAACACGAAAGAAGAGUGA